CAGUGGUUUGCUGCGCGAAUGACAAAACAACAAACAUGUCAAAAAACAAAGAUAUGAACGGUGGUGGUAGGAAAAAGUGCUAGCAGCAGAUCUCUCUCGGUUUGGAGUUUGCUCGAAGAUUUCGCCUCCUAGCUAGCGCAGUUAUUAUGGUGUUUUCGAGGAGGAAGAUGAAGCAGCUGUUCGCAUUCGGUGUGGUCAUUAUACUGGUGAUCUGUUUAUACAAAUCGUGGGGAAAUCCUGCUGGUGCUAUACUAAACCUGGGAAUCAGUAGUGAUAAUGAUCUAGAAAAUAGUGUCGAUCAUGUGAGAUACCUGCACCAGAACCAAGUAUCACAGAACGGAGCCGAUGAUCGCGAAGCGGAUCAGCAUAGGAGACAUCCCGGAAAGAGCGCUCGUGGCGGAGACAACACUCUAGUGGGCCAAAAUGAGCCAAAUGGGGCUCAUGAGAACCACGCGAACGAGGUGCUUCAAGCCAAGAAACAAAUCCUGGAAUUGCAGCGCAAAAUACAGGAACUGGAAGGUCGAAUACCAAGAAAAUAUCCCGAUGUCACAUUUUUGAACUACAAAAAUAGGAAACGCAUCUUGAUAACCGGAGGCGCCGGAUUCGUCGGUUCCCACCUUGUUGAUUAUCUAAUGAUGCAAGGCCACGAGGUGAUAGUGGCGGAUAACUUUUUCACAGGGCGCAAGCGCAACGUGGAACACUGGUUGGGUCACGAAAAUUUCGAACUUAUCCACCAUGAUAUCGUCAAUCCGCUGUUCAUCGAAGUGGACGAAAUUUACCACCUGGCUAGCCCAGCUAGUCCGCCGCACUACAUGUACAACCCAGUGAAAACGAUCAAAACGAACACAUUGGGAACGAUCAAUAUGCUCGGGUUGGCGAAACGUGUCAUGGCAAAGGUGCUAAUUGCGAGUACAUCGGAGGUCUAUGGCGAUCCAGAUGUGCAUCCCCAACCGGAAACCUACUGGGGACACGUUAAUCCAAUCGGGCCGAGGGCUUGCUACGAUGAGGGGAAGCGUGUAGCGGAAACACUGAGCUACGCGUACGCCAAGCAGGAGAAUGUGAACGUCCGAGUGGCACGCAUCUUCAACACGUACGGACCCCGAAUGCACAUGAACGAUGGUCGCGUCGUUUCUAAUUUCAUCAUACAAGCGCUUCAAAAUCAGUCAAUUACGAUGUAUGGCAGUGGCAAACAGACGCGAUCAUUCCAAUAUGUGUCCGACUUGGUUGACGGAAUGGUCGCGCUGAUGGCGUCCAACUAUACGCAACCGGUAAAUUUGGGCAAUCCAGUUGAGCGCACAAUCCAAGAAUUUGCCGAAAUCAUUCGAGAUUCGGUCGGGGGCAAAAGUGCAAUCAUUGAGCUGCCUGCCGUCGAGGAUGAUCCACAGCGGCGUAAACCGGACAUAUCGCGCGCGAAAAAGUAUCUCAACUGGGAACCGAGGGUUCCAUUGAAAGAAGGGCUUAUUAAAACGAUCGAAUACUUCCGCAAAGAGUUGGCGCGCUCCAAUCACUCACAGCGAAACAUAUUUGUGCCCGAAACGACUGAAAACAAAUAGCACCAUUAGCAAUGGUGUGGUGGUAGAGAAGCUUUGCAUAAGAUGCGGUUGAACAAUAGCACAAUCCGAAGUUAAUGUCCGGCCCAAUUCACCUGUUUUCUCACAGUACAAGUCCUCCGUAAUCAUAUAUUUCCAUCAAAAAAUAUUUCCAUAUAGGAUCUCUUUUGUUACGAUAUCAAACUGGCACCAAGCAUGACACCCAUACUGAAAAACUAUAACGCGAUUAAAAUUGUACACACAACUGUCCGAAUUUUUGCGAUUCUUUCGUUUUCAUGAUCUUCGAUUCCUGUGCAAAUAGUUUUUUACUUUCUAGUCUUGUUUUUUUGUAGAAAUUUUAAAACAUGUUUACACUCUGUAUGAUUCUCAUUGAAUAAAAAAGG
Molecule: messenger RNA, 1933 nt
Organism: Toxorhynchites rutilus septentrionalis
Lineage: Eukaryota; Metazoa; Arthropoda; Insecta; Diptera; Culicidae
Gene: Uxs
Product: UDP-glucuronic acid decarboxylase 1
Exons: 5
Coding region: 147-1553 (468 amino acids)
Biological process (GO): D-xylose metabolic process
Cellular component (GO): cytoplasm
Molecular function (GO): NAD+ binding; UDP-glucuronate decarboxylase activity
Source: RefSeq, a predicted model, not a curated record